CAGAGGAAACUGGUGUUACAUUAAUGCUACCUUGCAAGCAUUGGUGGGUUGUCCACCAUUCUUCAACUUGUUAAGACAGCUACCUUACAUUAAGGAAAGAGGUCCAACAUCAACACCUAUUCUGGACAGUCUUGUAGUCUUUAUGAAUGAAUUUAAAGAGCUCCAAGUUAAACCAGCAAGUAAUUCCCCUGUACCUUCCAAGAUUGAUUUCACCACUGGAGAACCAUUUGAACCUUCAAAUGUUUACAAGAUGCUGUUAAUCAUUCAGAGUUCACUUUCAACUAAGGGUCGCCAAGAAGAUGCACAGGAAUUUCUGAGCUGUAUUCUGAAUGGAAUGCAUGAAGAGAUGCUACAGCUCUCCCAGAUGAUUUCUGGGCCAGUCAAAGCUCAAGAGAAGGAUGCUGACUUGGCACUCAUGACUGAUGACUUUACAGUUGAUGACGAACUCACUCCUGAAGGGCAGGAAGAUGAUGGAGACUGGGAACAAGUUGGACCCAGGAACAAAUCAAUGGUAACCAGAAUGGCAUCAUACCCACAGUCACUCAUUUCAGACAUAUUUGGUGGAUUUCUACGCUCCUCUGUCCAUCAGACUGGUUUGAAAGAUUCUGCUAAUGUGGAACCAUUCUUUGAACUUCAACUGGAUGUGCAGACUGUCACGUCAGUGGAGGAAGCGUUAAAGAAUUUGGUUUUAAAGGAAGAAUUACAAGGAUACACUUGUACAAAGACCAAAUUACAGGUUGACGUGUCACGUCGCGUGACCCUUGAAGGCCUUCCAAAGGUCCUUAUUCUGCACUUGAAGAGAUUUAUUUACUCUAAGGCUGGAAGCCAAAAGCUUACCAAAGUCAUCGAUUACCCCUUAGAGCUCACUAUUGGCAAAGAACUGUUAUCCUCAAAUGUAAGAAACAAGUAUUCUGCUGCGCAGAAAACCUACAAACUCUUCGCCGUGGUGUAUCACCAUGGAAAGAAUGCCUGUGGCGGCCAUUACACCAGCGAUGUUUGUCAUGCAACGCACGGAUGGAUCAGAGCGGACGAUACACGACUCAAAGUCGUUCCCUUCAACUACGUUUUAAAACCCACACAGGGAAAAGAUCCUUACAUGCUGUUCUAUCGAAGGAUAGACCUUAUGCCUUGAGUGAAAAAACCCAUCACGCGCACGAGGGAGGGGUAUUUGCGGUAAUACCGUCAGGGGUACGGAAGUAGCAAUAGUAGUGUACAGAGUACAAAUAUUCUCGUUGUAACCGUUAUAUGGAUCGUCACGCAGAAGUCCUCCCCGGUUGCGUGACUAGUUGUGUGACGAGCUAUAUAAUGGCUACGAAGGGGACGGUGCAAGGUGAUGGCUGAGACUGAAGUAGAAUUAGGAUAUUUUGGUAGGUAGUUAUGACACAAUUGGGGUUGAAACAAAAGUCAAAAAGAAAAAAAAAGUAAUACAAUUGGGGGUAUUCUUCUACACGCUUGUUUACGACGGAUAAGGAGUAUUUUCUACUAACAUAAUUUAGAUAACAUGAUAUUUCUCUCAGUGAAUAUUUUGUAGAUUUCUUGAUCUUUAAUAGUAUCUGUGUUUGAGGCUGACCAUGUUUCCUUGACAGGAAACGAACACACAGACUUACGUGGAGAACUGAAAGCUUACAGCAAGCCAAUAACAAAUUGGCUUGUAAAUAUAGCAUAAGCUAGCGGGCCGCAUUGCACCCGUCAGUAGCAAACAUUCCGAAAAGAGACGGCUGAAUUUCACGCAUGGUAUGGGCUAGUUCAGUGAUGAAAACUUGAGAAGAUUCUAAAUUCAGUCUAAGAGUACAUGUAAAUGCAAGUUUAAUGAUUGAGCCCAACUAAUUGUGGAGGGAUGGCCAAAGGCUCAAGGUCCGUUGUAAGAAAUAACUCGGAAAUAUUUUGUCGAUAGAUUGGAACGACUGAAUAUUAUAUUUUUUUUCUCCACACGAAGUCAAGUUUGGACAUUCGGUCCUGAACAAGCCAACGCUUGACUGUCUAUAUGUAGCUUUGUAGAUAUUGUAAGGGUUUAGAAUUGCAGUUACGGGUAGUAGGUAGUAGAUAGUCGAUUGGAAAAAACUGAGAGGUUCAGAAAAAAAAAGGGCGGAAAAAUUACGGACCAAUGGGACCUGUCUAUAUUGGCAAUCCCCAAUUGGUUGAGAAAGCAGUGUCUUUUUUCUUAUUGGUUAGAGCAUUUAAUUACUGAAACCAAUGGAAAAUCAUCAAACAACCAGCUCAGAGAAAUACUGUGUGUAUUGCAUCUACUCGAAGAAGCCACGCGGCGAUUAAGCGCCGCGGUCGAAUAACCGCCGCACAUAGCAAGAAUAGUAAUAAGCGUCUCGAGCCCCAAGUUUCUGCCCUUAUUCGAAUUGGAUCACGCUUCUUUGCAAGUACUUGACACCAAGAUACAAAAGAAUGGCAUUGUUUUUGAUAACUGUUCUAUGCAGAAAAGGUUGCUAACGAUUUUUGAACUAGUGCCACAUAACGUCGCCAAGUUCAAUAUUCAGUGCGCCGCUUUUUCGAGUAAAUAAGGUACGUAAUUUUCAGCUUGAAAUUUUAAUCACCAAAUUUUGGACUCUCGACUUUCUUUUUUUGCGCCAAAUUUGUCUUCGGGUGUACUUGAAUGGAAGUUACUAAACGGUGCAUUUAUAGUUCGUGUGAAGCCUGUCUGUUAGGUGGUAGGAAUUCCAAGCACGAGGGCAAAAGUGGAAUAUGAAGUCCACUGAUGAUGAUGAUUGGUCACUAGAGAUUGGUCACUAGAGACUUGAUACAAUGGGUGUUAAUAAACGCGUCCCUAGUAACGGGCUUCAGCAAAACUCGAUGAAAUUUUUACGUGAAGAAGCUUUGAAAGCAAGGAACGAUAUCGAGAAGCUUUCACCCAGAUUACAGUGGUUGUACCUAUGACGGCACUUGCGAAAAUGGCACAGACACGCUCACAUGCUCGAGAAAUAAGUUCAGUGAUUUUGAGGACGCUUGGAGAAAUGAUUAAACCAGGCAAUAGUCUGGACACUGUUUUUCGUUAUAACAAAAACGGAUGCCAGAAGUCAGACCUAGCGUUUGUACCGGCAAAGAUUAACGAAUCUGAUACCAAGCUUGGUUGUGCACGGAUAAGCAACGGAUAAUGAAGUUUAUUACAACAGGUUUGGCUGUCGAAGAAGUCUUUUCGUAAAACGAUCGGUUCGGAAAGAUUAAACAAAAACGCCGGGAUGGUGAACCUACAUUCAUGCACUUGGUCACCAAGGUGAACCAUUUUUGGUCUAUAAAUACAAGAUCUCGUUCGUCAAAGGUAAAACUGUAACUUCCACGAGCGACCAUGUCCGCCGAACACCAGCAGUGAUGUAAAAUUUCUUUACCUUCUUAGAACAAGCUCAAGCAGAUAGGUCGUUAGAAAUGAAGUACCCGAUCAAUUCAUGUAAAAAGUAAAGAGUACAUGAAAAACAGCAAGUAGAAUUUUCAGACUAAACUUGUCCCAUCUCCGAACAGUGCAACUGGGGGUCGCUUUGCGGGAGUUCAUUUUACCAUAAAUAUUAACGUCACCAUUUUAUCCCGUGCAUUCAGAAAAUUAACUCAUACAACGGUUUGUGACUAAAAACGUAAGCAAGGCAAUGACCUAAUCAUACUUUGAGGCAAGGCGCGCGAAAACACGCAACGCGAGGAAAAACUCGCGGAAAUUAAGGGUGCUCUCCAUUAUGCCAAAAAUUCCGGAAAUUUCGGUCGGAAGUCAAAUGGAAAGGUGUUUCUGUUCGGUGUGACCGAAAUAUUCGUGACCACCUCUGGAGGUGGUCCAUUUUGACCGGUCAGACCGGUUAGACCGAAAUUUGCCGUUCCCCUUGGUUGGCCCGGUUUGAUCGCAAAAUGUCGUUCCAUUUUCUUUGGGUAGCCCACUGGUCGGUCUGGCAUAAUGGAAGCACCCCAAGUCACGAUUGGUCUCGGUUGCUCCUGAUUGGUUUAAAACGAUAAACCGCGCGUUUGCCAAUUGGUUACGGUGCGUACCCAGUUUACAUGUCAUGUACAAGAACACUUUUGUAAACGAUUUACGACUUAAUAAAGGAUGCUUGAAAGAGACGAUAGUCAAUGA
This is a messenger RNA of Orbicella faveolata, 4060 nucleotides long. Its product is annotated as ubiquitin carboxyl-terminal hydrolase 10-like. NCBI's taxonomy places the organism in Eukaryota, Metazoa, Cnidaria, Anthozoa, Scleractinia, Merulinidae. Gene Ontology annotation, biological process: DNA damage response, signal transduction by p53 class mediator; protein deubiquitination; regulation of autophagy. Gene Ontology annotation, cellular component: nucleus; cytosol. Gene Ontology annotation, molecular function: cysteine-type deubiquitinase activity. The record is from RefSeq and is a predicted model, not a curated record.